AUGGCGACUGAAUCUGAACAAGCAAAACAAAGUGUACCGAUAAACCAGAUACCAAAAAGCUCUGUUAAUAUUGUGAUUAGAAUCUUAGUUAUUCGAAGGGGUUCAAUAACACCUUACAAGAAUUCAAGGCAUGAAGGGUCUUUCAGAACUAUCAUAUUAGUUGAUGAAGAGGGGACAAAGAUUCAAGCAAUGCUAUUUAAUAAGCAUAUCGAAAUAGGGAAGGACUCCUUGAAGCCAAAUAAGAGUUACUACAUUGCUAACGGACACUUAGAUCGUGUCAACCCCAACUACUCUUCUGUGCAUAAAGAAGUUGAAUUGGCCUUUACAAACAACACAAUCAUAAAGGAGACUGACCAUGAGGUUUCAACACAGAAAUUCUCUAAUGGCUUUUCAUCAUUAGACGAUGCUGAUAAAUUACCUAAUGGUGCUAUUCUAGACUUGAUCUGCGUCUUAGUUUCGGUGAAUCCCCUCAUUCAAAAUACGACUUCUAAGAGACGGGAAAUAGUUGUUACAAAUGAGUUGAUGGAGCAUACAAGUGUAGCUCUUUGGGGAGAUUUUACUGAAAAUGACGGUGCAUUCCUGAAAAAUCUUAAAGAUGAUAAACCUAUACUCGGCUUAUGUGACGUUAGAGUCUCAAUCUAUAAAAGCCGAUUUGGAAUCUCUACUAUUCCUGUGAGUAGCGUCUUAAUCAAUCCAAUGUUUGAAAAAGCAACCGACCUUCGAGCCUGUGGCGCUUUGCAGGAUUGUAUGUACAAGUUCAAAGAAACAAUUAUAGACAUACUCAAUAAAGAUGAGCCAUGGUAUUUGUCAUGCAAAACGUGCCACAAGAAAGUGAAAGUUAUAGAAGAGGCUGCAGCUUGUACCAAUUGCAACGUUGAUGAUGUAGAAUAUGAAAUGAGAAUUGAUUUGAUUGAUUCAAAACCCCGAAGGAGCUUAAUUGCUGAACAAAUACAUCAAGUGGAAGAUGAAGCACCAAUUAUUGUGGAAAAAGAAGUAAAAUCAGUGAGGAAGUACAGGAAGAGAGCUAAGAAAACCACAAAUGCAGCCGCCCAAAUCAACCUAAAGAAACCCAAAGUCGAUAAAAAAUAG
Molecule: messenger RNA, 1089 nt
Organism: Solanum tuberosum (potato)
Lineage: Eukaryota; Viridiplantae; Streptophyta; Magnoliopsida; Solanales; Solanaceae
Product: replication protein A 70 kDa DNA-binding subunit B-like
Exons: 7
Coding region: 1-1089 (362 amino acids)
Source: RefSeq, a predicted model, not a curated record